This is a messenger RNA of Guyanagaster necrorhizus, 369 nucleotides long. RefSeq lists its product as uncharacterized. The record is from RefSeq and is a predicted model, not a curated record. The coding region runs from base 1 to 369 and encodes 122 amino acids. The transcript is spliced from 2 exons. Lineage: Eukaryota; Fungi; Basidiomycota; Agaricomycetes; Agaricales; Physalacriaceae.
AUGGAAUAUCAGUGGUGUAUCGAAACAGGCCAUGGAUACAUAGGCGAGUACUACUCACAAUUCGUGCCAAGUAAGAACAUUGACUGCCCUUGUGGAGAAUUGUUUCAGACACGGGAACACAUCCUGCGGGAAUGCCCCCUCUACGAAGAACAACGGGGGAUCCUCCGGAAUGUGUCAAGGACUAUUUACCUACCAGACAUCCUUGGCACCAAGGAAGGAAUCACAGCACUGAGCGAGUUCAUGGAGAACACGGGAGCAUUCACCCGGACGGGACAACCACAAAACGAGAAGCUCGCUCCAGAGCCAGAAGAGGAAGGAGGAGAAUGGUGGGAAGAAGAAGAGGGCGACACGGAAGACGAGCAUGGAUAA